Messenger RNA from Alnus glutinosa, 1041 nucleotides. RefSeq lists its product as uncharacterized. Bases 1 to 1041 code for a protein of 346 amino acids. Lineage: Eukaryota; Viridiplantae; Streptophyta; Magnoliopsida; Fagales; Betulaceae. Gene Ontology annotation, biological process: DNA transposition. The record is from RefSeq and is a predicted model, not a curated record. Gene Ontology annotation, molecular function: DNA binding; zinc ion binding; transposase activity. The transcript has 2 exons.
AUGAAGGUGGAAAGACCAUGCCCUGAGGUUCCACCUAAAUUUCAUAGGCUAUACAUGUCAUUUGCAGCCAUGAAGAAGGGAUUUCUAAAUGGUUGUAGGCCAGUUAUUGGGGUAGAUGGAUGCUUUUUAAAAGGGCCAUUUAAGGGAAUGCUCUUGGCUAUUGUUGGUCGGGAUGGCAAUGACAAUAUGUACCCGAUUGCAUAUGCGGUUGUUGAAGCCGAAACCAAGGACAGUUGGACUUGGUUCUUGGAAACCCUGGUGUCAGAUCUUGGAACACAUGACCGACAUGCUAGGCCGACAUUUAUAUCUGAUCGGCAGAAGGGUCUUAUGCCUGCCUUUGAGGAUGUAAUCCCGAUGGCAGAUCAUCGAGUUUGUGUUAGACAUUUAUGGGCAAACUUUAGAGAUGAAAGGCAUCGAGGGGUUGCACUGAAGGAUAAGCUAUGGGCUGCAGCAUGUGCCUAUACCGAAGCCGAGUUCAAUGUACAUAUGCAGGAGUUGAAAAGAAUGAGCCCAGCUGCUUUUGAGUACUUGGACAAGAUUGAUCCAAGUGGGUGGUCUAGAGCAUGGUUCCAUGAUUACCCUACAUGUGAUCUGCUUGUGAACAACAUAUGUGAGUGUUUCAAUGCCUACAUUCUGAAAGCUCGUGACAAGCCUAUAUUGACCAUGUUGGAGAUGAUAAGAAUAAAACUUAUGAGGAGGUAUCAAGUCAAAAAAGAUGGCAUUUCAAAAUUGACUGGGAAGUUAUGUCCUAAGGUGGCAAAGAAGCUGGAGUCAAUUGGACUAGAUGCAAUGGAAUGUGUUCCCCAUUUUGCUGGUGAGAAGUUGUUUGAAGUGGAAGCUCCUAAACGGUUGCAGUAUGUUGUGGACUUGCAUAAAAAAACUUGUGGUUGUAGACAAUGGGAAAUGACUGGUAUCCCAUGUGCGCAUGCAGUUUCUGCUAUACUGUUUGAUUGUGGGGAACCUGAGGAUUAUGUCCAUGAAUAUUACAGUAUAGAGAUGUACAAAAAAAGCAUAUGCCCCACUAAUAUACGUUAUGCCUAG